Messenger RNA from Chiloscyllium plagiosum (whitespotted bambooshark), 1736 nucleotides. The record is from RefSeq and is a predicted model, not a curated record. NCBI's taxonomy places the organism in Eukaryota, Metazoa, Chordata, Chondrichthyes, Orectolobiformes, Hemiscylliidae.
GGAAUGAUGGGAGUGCUCGAUAAUUAAUUGGUUUUGACUGACACUUUACAGGAUUUUGUCAUUUUAAUCUACAGAGAUUAUCUCCACAGAUUCCUUCCUGACAUUGUUUGAUGCAUUUGUAAAAUCACCUUAGCUGUUCAUUUUGUCCUGCUUUUGCUGUAGAAAUGCUGGGCAGUCCAUUGAACUAGUUAAGUGAAAGCUGCAAUAUCUCACAUAUUGUACAGACUUAGUUGAUAAACAGGAGACCGAUGGAUUGACAACCUCUGAGGGAUUCUUCAGUUGAGCAGAGUCCUCCAAAAAGACUCAACAAACCCCCGGGAACUGUUUGCCAAAAACUGAAGAGGAAUCAGUUAAUCGUGCUGAAAUGUUUUUGCAGUGUGCACAUCCAUCAGCCUGUCCAGAUGGCGAGACCUUGGCAGAAGUGGAUGGGGAUAAAAAACAGGCAGAUAACUGGGCAGAUAUCGAAGGAGCUCAGCGCUGUACACGACCCAAGACCUGUCCAGAUGGCGAGGCCUUGGUCGAUGAGAUGGGUAACCAUCAUCAAAUGCUCAGGGCACAAACGGUCAGAGGACCAGGGAACACCGACGCAGCAGCUUUCAAACCCAAUAACGAGUCCAUCAUGGGAUCUGUCAGUCCACAGGAGGUAGGACAAACAAACCUGGACAAAGUUCCUGGCCUCAGUAAGGUUGUCAGAUUUCAGCUGCCUCCGGAGACAAUUCGGGCGUCUGAUGUUGAUGAUUUACAGGCUCCAUUUUUUGAAAUCGAUGGCCUUGGAGAAUGCUGUGUCAGUACUUUCACGAACACUUAUCACUCUGAGAAUUGGAUUGGCAUCACAGAUGACUGGCUGCUUCAGAAACAAAUCCUGAAAGAAGGACAGGGACAAGCUACCAGACCUGAUGUAGGUCAAGAGGUCACAUUAAAGCUGCUUGGAGUCCUGGAAGAUGGGACCAUAAUAGACAGGGACCCAAAGCUUACCUUUAUCAUUGGCGAUGGUGAUGUCAUACAGGCACUUGAAUUCUGUGCAUUUUCAAUGCAAUUGGAUGAAGUUGCUCUUGUAAUCUCUGACGGACAAUAUGCCUACGGUCACACUGGGAGAGAGCCUGAUGUCCCUGCAGAUGCAACAGUAAUAUACGAGGUCCAGCUUCUCAAUGUCAGAAAUGCUCCUGACCUGAAAACGCUGACGGUUUCGGACUGCAUUCGGAUCUGUAAACAGAAACGGGAGCGUGGAAAUUACCACUUCCAGAGGGAAGACUACCACAGUGCUGUGAAAUCAUACAACUUGGCUUUGGAUGUCCUGAAUAUUUCCUCAGACUCUAAUCCCAGCGCUCAGGAAGCAGAAGAAUUGCAGGAAGACGGACUGAAGUGUCUGAACAACUUGGCGGCUGCUCAGCUGAAGUUGGAUCUCCGAGAUGAGGUGAUUGCUUCCAGUAACGCUGUGCUGCAGCUGGACCCCAAUCAUGUGAAAGCUUUGUUCAGGAAAGGAAAAUUGUUAUCUGAACGGGGUGACUAUGAGGAAGCCAUGGAGACGCUCAAGAGAGCAUUGAAACUUGAACCAAGUACAAAGGCACUCAAUCCACCACACCAACAAAUAGGAGGCGCUGAGCAAAUACUCAAAGGAGAGGAAAAUAGAUUGGAGACAGAGCAAUGGAAUUUAACGCAGCCAAGCGUAAGUUCACAGAAUUCAAUCUGAGGUAACUGGAGUGUGAAGGAAACCUGGGCUUACCAUUCCACUUGUA